Molecule: messenger RNA, 2760 nt
Organism: Cutaneotrichosporon cavernicola
Lineage: Eukaryota; Fungi; Basidiomycota; Tremellomycetes; Trichosporonales; Trichosporonaceae
Exons: 3
Coding region: 1-2760 (919 amino acids)
Source: RefSeq, a predicted model, not a curated record
AUGGCAGCAACGCUCAUGCAACCACCGGUCCACCGUCACUCUAUGGACCACACGCCGUCGUUUGACCACGCGCGAUCGUCGCCCUCUGCACCCUUCGCCACCUCGAGCUUUGAGCGUGGCCCCUCUCCAAGCACCAGCACUAGCACCAGUAACAUUCAGGCACCCCGCUCGCGCACAGGCUCAUCCAACCUGGCUUCCCCUAGCCCUUCUUCCUCCGCACCAUCACCAUCUGCACCAUCACCUGUCCCUCCAGGCGCCGCCUAUCCCCAACACUAUCAACAUUUCCCUCCUCCUCCUCAUCACUUUCCCCAACACUGGCCACAAGGUGCUGCGCAUCCCGGUGCUGGCUUUUACGCACCACCUUACGGCGCCUUCCCCGGCGCAACGGGGUACCAGCAACAGGCCCCUUCCGACUUUGCCGCCUGGGCUCACGUGUACCAGCGAAUGGUUGCAAGCGGUCACAUGCCUGGGCCCGGAGUCAUGCCCACCCACUACAGCCAGGACGUCGACGACUAUGGACCACCCAUGGCCGACCCUCCACGUCGGCGCACAGCGUCCGGCCCCAACACGUCAGUGAACGCAACUGUCAUCCCUGGCAAGGGAGCUGUCUUCCAGCCUCAACCCUUUCACCCUUACAAGCGAGGGCCCAUCCCGAACAGAGGCCAUCGCAACGACGGGGCGCCCGGUGCAAGCAUGAACAGCACCACGAGCGGCGGUAGCGGCAUUCGCAUGACCUCGAACCCCGUUCCAGGGCAGGCGCGAGGAACACCGCCUCCGUCGGACGAACACCGCCGCAACUUGAGCUCGGACAGUGCACAAUUGCGCAGUGGUGGUCUCUCUGCCGUUGGAGCUGACGUCGACUUUGCCCCUCCGAAGCUUCGCACCGACGACAGGCGAAACUCGUCGAGCUCUCACGGUAGCGGGCGCUCUGGGUCUGCGUCCCCGACCACCCACAGCCAACACAACCCGUCUGGCACCUCGUCGCCCACUACGCACGCACGCUCGCGCUCGACCUCUGGCUCGUCUAGCCCCCUCACCACUGGCACGAUCGCUACCAACGCCACCAACGCUGCGCGCCCCUCGCCUCUAUCCCAGGCCCAACAGCUGCCAGCUGGCGCUGCGCCGCUUGACCAAAAGAAGAGCGGUGCAAAGGGUCGUUUCAAGCCUUCCCUGGCGUCGAACCCGGCCAAGGACAAGUCGGCUCCUCCAUCACAGGUGCAGCCCACCCCAUCGAGAGCCGAGCAGUCGAAUACCUCACGCUUGCCUAGAGCCAAUGGCAGUGUCCCCCUCGCCCCUCCCUCGGCCCCCUUUGCCAACGCGCAGGCCAUGGGCUCGGACGUAAGCCUCGCGGAGACUCAGCGCACGGCGCAGACCAUUGCAUCGGUCGCCACUGGCGCCACUGGCAAGUCGCGCAGAGGCUUGUUCCGCAUGCGGAACAAGUCGUCGGACAACAUCUCGCUAUCGUCUACCGUUUCAUCGGCGUCAAUGAUGAUCCGCAAGAUGGGCAGCCUCGGCAAGCUCGCACGCCGGAACAGCCUCAUGGGCAUCUCCAAGAUCUUCAAGGAUAAGCCAAAGGACGAGGACGCUGCGCUUCCAGAGAAGCAGGGUAUUCUCGGUUUCAAGAAGAAGAGCGGCAAGAAAUCGGAGGCGUCGCCUGCAGCAGUCUCGCACGCGUACGCCGAACUUGACCGGGACCUAGACAGGCUCUCGGAGGAGCACGACCGCAUAUUAUCUGGACUGUCGCCUGCUGCCGCGCUCGCACGUCAACACACUGUCAAGUCGCGCGCCGAGCAGGCCAAGAAGACCGCUGAGAAGAAGGCGACGCUCGAGGGCGAGGCGGCUCUUCAGAAGGAGCUCGAGGCGGCCGAGAUGGGCAGAACCACUGGCGUAUCGACUUGGGACUCGAACACGACGACAAGAGCCAAUCAGCCCACGUACGCUGCGGCUGCAGCCGAUGCCGCGUCGGUUCCGAUGGGCCCGACCAACGUCCUCAAGGUAAUGCCACGCCAGCCCCACGUCGUCCACCACGCGUUCGCUGUCAACCAGCCCGACUAUGACAGCGACGACUCGUCGGAGGGUGACACGAUCGAGAAUGUCGCUUCCGACCUUAGACUCGCCUCGAUCUCGGACCCUGCGGACCGUGACUUUGAGGCUUUGUGGGGAAAGGCGUCAAUUGACCCCAACGCGCGGCCCAAGAAGGGCAUUCUCAAGAUCUGCGUUUCAAACGAGGACCUUGAGAAGCUCGCUAGCCAGCAUCAACAACAGCAGCAGCAAAAGGCGCAGUCGGCUCCGACCACGCCGCCCAUGCAGCCCGAGGCGCACCCCGGGCGCACGCUCGACCUGGCUUCGCCCAACCCAGAGCGCAUUGAUGGGAACGCCCACGCGCCGCACGCCGAGGAUCCCAAGUUUGACAUAGAUUUCUCGUCGUUCGACACUAGCCCGGACCUUGACCUCAAGCCACCCGUCAUCUACAAGAACCCUAUCCACAACUCGUCGGUUCCUGGCAUCUCGCGGUCGGACGGUAUCGACCCGCACGCGCGCGCGAUGUCUGCCCCGUCUCGCCGUCGCCUCAUCUGGGCGCCCGAGUGCGCCGUCUACAGCACGUACGACGCGCUCACGUAUGACCGUCGCUCCGAGCCCGCGACCUGCAACCGCCUCACGCCUGAGUUGGCAAUGGCGAUCAAGCAGGAGCUGAACGCGUUUAAACUCGAGAUGCCCGUCCACCCCUCGUCGAGGAUAUACACGCACUACUUUGCAUGA